AUGCCUCUGGUCAGAUAUGGCUUCGAUCGUCCUCGUCCUCAGUCGCCACCUAUUCCGACCCACAAAUAUACAUUGUUCAUGCAACCAGGCAACUGCCACAUACGGGCAAAUCGUGCGCAACAGAUUGCUCCAAUUCGCGCUGGCACCUGUUCCCGAGUAACAUUUAAGAGGUGCACAUACAUGCCGGAAAACGAGGGGCGGACCCUGUUCAUAUAUAACCAUUUCAGAAGCAUCGCCAUUGGUUGCUCCAAGCCGCCAUUAUGCCCCGUGAUAUCUGAAGCCCCAUGUUUACGAACACCACGACGUCGACCAGAGAUCGUCACCAACGCAAAGACCUCUAUAUUCAAAGAAAUCGGUCGAGUUGGCUCGCUAAAUAUCAUUUGUGACCCUCGGUGA
Messenger RNA from Coccidioides immitis RS, 396 nucleotides. RefSeq lists its product as uncharacterized. The transcript has 4 exons. The coding region runs from base 1 to 396 and encodes 131 amino acids. Lineage: Eukaryota; Fungi; Ascomycota; Eurotiomycetes; Onygenales; Onygenaceae. The record is from RefSeq and is a predicted model, not a curated record.